GACGCGCUUUGGAGACAGGUGCGUUUGCCUUGCUGGGAGUCUUUACACUGCAGAGAAUCCCCACCACACACACACACAUACACACACACACUUUUUAAGGAAUUCGCAGGAAAAAUCCACUGAAUGUUUCCCGUCUUCCGUCCAAAUCCUAAGAAUGAAGGGAGCGACAAAAUCGCGAGAGCUUGAGUCACUUCUGUUCAGUUUUGCCAACUUUGUGCAGCUGACAAACCGUCCGAUCCACGUCAGUCCGAGCGGACACGGCAGCAGGAGCAGCAGCAGGAGCAGCAGCAGGAGGCAGAGGAGAGCAGAAGGAGGCUGGAUGAAGCAGGAGACGGGCAACUGAGCUUCAGCGAGCCGGGUACCCGCUUCCCCAUUCCGCAGCUGUCCCCCAAUGACACCGGACAGGAUGAUGAUCAUUGGACUUUUGCUCAAUGUCUUUUCUCAGGGCGGUGUUACAGUAUCUGCGUCCUUAGAUUGUCUGGUGGCGGAACAGGGCUGCGUCCAGGAGCCGUCCUGCAAAGGCAUCUAUCACCUGCUGGAGUACUGUGCGGCGGAGGAAGCCGUCUCGCCACUCGGUUCAGAUGCCCGCCUCGAGUGCCUGGAGGCCCAAAACUCGGUGCAGCAUUAUCGCCCCCUUCAAGUCUGCAAGUGUCAGCGGGGCUCUCGCAGAGAGGAGCACUGCCUCAAGGUUUACUGGACUGUGAGAUUUGCAGCAUAUGAUGAGUAUGAAGUAUCCCCAUAUGAAGAGCUGAAGCUGAAUCUAGUGAGAAACAUAGAGGUAUCGCGUAUGGCCUCCAUUAUGGCAGCUUCCUCUGUUGUCGUAGACGGCCAGAACCAGUGUCUGAAGGCUGCUCAGGACUGCGGCCUGUAUGAGAAAUGUGGCUCCUUGCGUUCAGAGUAUGUGGUAGCUUGCACCAAGCGAGCAACAGCCACCGACAACAGCUGCAACCGCCAGAAAUGCCACAAAGCCCUGCGGCGCUUCCUGGAGCGUGUGCCAGAGGAGUACAGCUUCGCUCUGCUUUUCUGUCCCUGCUCUGACACUCUGUGUGGGGAGCGCCGGAGGAAAACCAUUGUGCCAUCAUGUUCCUUUGAGGAGAACGCAAGAGGGGAGGAACGAGUCGGCAAGCCCAACUGCCUGAGCCUCCAGAACUACUGCUCCAGAGACGAGCUGUGUAGAUCCCGGUUUGCAGAUUUCCAACACAACUGUCAGCAGUCCUCGCUUUCUGCCUCUGGCUGUAUGCGAGAGAGCAGAGCCAUGUGCCUCAAGGCUUAUACUGGACUCAUAGGAACCAUAAUGACUCCUAACUAUGUGAGCAACAGCAGCACGGAGGUGUCCCAGUGGUGCACAUGUGAAGGCAGCGGCAACGAACUGCAGGGCUGUCAACGCAUCCAAAAUCUGUUCAGCAGCAACAUAUGUCUACGCAAUGCCAUCAGCUCCAUGGGAAUCUCAGCGCCUCCUCCGGUGGAGCUCACUCCAGUGCCAGUUUCUCAGCCCUCCCCUCGCGUCUUCCAGGAGAGGGUCCACGUUAGCGUCAACACGCUCCCUGAAUUCAACAGUAUGGAGGACAGUGACCAAGAGGAGGAACAGGAAGAGGGAGCAAAUGAAGAGUUCAACGUCAUCCCACCAUACUCUGAGAAGGACUCUGACACGGAAUCAGGUGCCAAAGGGAGUCAGCGUGGAGAAGCUCGCCAAGCCGAGCUCGCUCUGCCAUUGCUGCUUCUGCCAGGUCUCUUCUUGAACUGGGAAUGCUGGAACGACUGAAGACUCGACUUUUCUUUCAGCUUAGAGUUUACAGUCACUAUCGGUGUCGAAUUCAUUGCAGCCCUCACUGUGAAACACAGUCGACAGUUACGGAAAAGACAUGUAAAUGCCUCCAAAAAAAGUUUGUGUCUAUUCCUUCGAACACUGUAAAAUAUCCCAACCUGUUUUUUUUUUUUUUGCCUUUUGAAGCAUUUAUAAGACAUUAUUCAUCCUUCAGUUUAUUUGCUUAAGUGACCUUUCCUCAAUGUGAGUACUUUGGUGAAUUGCAAAGUACUCUUUGGGCAAAAGCUGCCUGUCUUUUAAAGUAAAAAAGUAAAACACAGUAUUUCACAAAGAAGCAUGUCACCCAGGGCUAACAUACGCCACACACUCUCCGGAAAAACGUACCCAGUCUACUUGACUGCAACGAGGCGGGAGCACAGCUUUUGAUUUCUAUUUCAUAACUCAUGUUGCAUCCAUUUCUCUGCUGUUCCUUUGGCUCUUCCUCUGUCUUCAUCAUGCUAAGAAAAACAAUAACCCACUACAUAACGAGUUAAUAAAAGAGGAAGUCACAUUUGAACCAUUUUGUGAAAAAUAAAAAAGGAUCUCUUAAAAAUAGCUUCAUUUGACAAGACAGAGAUGAGGUUCAAAAUGAUGCGCCGUCACGUUUUGUACGCUUAUUCUAACUUCACGCACCGAAAAGCAUGACAAAAGUUACUUCGCUCUUUCCUUUUUUUUUUUUUGUUAACACACCACUUAGCAUUAUUCUCCCUGCACCAAGCGGCUGAGAACUCAACCGCGGGCAAAAGUAAUGAGAUCAAAUUCCAUUGUAGAAACGGUGUUGGGAGAAAAGCAAUAUAAGCAAUUACUGCCCGAUUCAAAUUGCUCCCAUGCAGAUGGGGGAAAGUCUGGAGUAAGGCUCACAGGACAGAAAAGCCAAUUUGCUGCUGUCAUAGCCUCUCACGUUUUUAUCCUUAGGAGAUCUAGUUUUAGUGCUCCUUCCCCAACAUGUACUUUAGAUGUUUUGAAAGCAAAAUGAAGUGAUGGGGAUGGACAUAGGAGGCUGAAGAGCCUGCUGGCUGCUCUCGUCACUGGCCAGCACAUUCAGCCUUUGUCUCUGCUUUAAAUAUCUUCCGCUGAUGUUAAUGGUUUUGCCUUUUAUGGCUCAUCUUCCUGUGAAAUUAAGGAGCUGCGGAUACAGAGGUGAAAGGAAGUUUUCAUAGAGAGAUGAUUUCAAAACGGGUUUGAAAGAAAUAACUAAACUGAUUUCUGUAAAGAUUUUUUUUUUGUUUUUUUGUUUUUGAACUCAGUAUUUGCAAUGGUUGAACUGAAAUUCAUCUGUGAUGUCUCAGAUGAAGAGGAAAAGGCUGAAUUAGCCCACAGCUUUUUGAAGUGUAGUGUCUGGUCUUGUUUACUUGACAGGUUUUUUAAAAUGAAGACUUAACUUUGGAUGCAAACUGAGAAGGACAGAAAUGUACUGAAAGCCAACAAGCAGUGCUUCCCUGAAUCCAGCUCCAUCUUUCUUCACAUUUUCUAGAAGUCAACGUUAAACUUUAAUUGGAUUUUGUGAGUUUAGUAAAUACGACUUGACUGUUACAUGCUUUAGGGCAAAGUGACAUCAUUCUGUUUUUUGACCAUUCCUUGCUGAAAACGGCUAAGUGAAUGGACAACUCUUCAGUUUGCUAACGCUCCAAAGUCCAAACCAUAAAAACUGAAAUACAAUGUCAGACUGGGCAACAAAAAGUUCUGCUUGGUUUAAUCAUAUGAUCGUGACAGUUCUGAACUAAAUAAUAAAUAAAUAGUUAACUAUAUACCAGCGUCAGAAGCUCAUGUAGGGAUAGUCUUCUCUCUUGCUCUCAGUAAUCCUUAAAGAUGUUUUAUAUCAGUUUAAUUUUAAUUCUCAUUUAAGGCUCUUUCUCAGUUUAAGUACACUAUUUUGGUCAGCUACAAACUUUGUGGGCCUUAAAUUAAGAGUAGAAAAUGCUGUAUUAUUUUAUUAUAUACUUCCACAUUGUAAUUGAAGUCCACUUAACACAAUCAGAUGCUUAAGAUUGUUCAGUAUUUGUUUUUCUUGACGACGAUCACAUUUUUGUCCCAACAAAGUUGCUGCUCUGACAGUUAAACUCAAUUGUUUCCAGACGUCUGAAUCAACACACAUCUACAGUAAUCAAUAAUCUCAGACCUGCUAAUAUUUAGCUUUCACCAAAAUAUUUCAACAAAACUCACAGAAAAUGUUUUGCACUGAACAUCUUAAAAUCUAAAGACCAGCUUGUCAGCUAAACUCGACCCCGGUGUGGGCAUCCACCAAAGCCUUUCAGUUGAAAUAUAAUAUCCUACCAAAUAUUCCACACUGCAGUUCAUUGUGAUUGGACUGCUGCACACACUGAAAUUGACAACAGCUACAAUUCGAUUUGUUGUCCAGCUCAACAUAUGUACACGUGAUACAUAUGUUGAGCUAUGUACAUAUAAAAUAUCCAUAAAUCCAUAAAAUCCAAUGUGAAAUGCCAAUAAGUGCAGUGAUGACUAGUUAAAACCUAACUUCAACUAAAGAAUUGUCAUUUUGUGCUGAGAAAAACAUUGAUGAAAUGUGACCACCUGUCAGACGGUGCAGCAGUCAGAACAGUUUAUUAUGAAUAGCGACAUCAAAUAUGGAUGACCUGCACUGUUUUGUUUAUUUAGAUAACAGUAGGCAUGUGUGCGUCUAUGUCUAAAUAAACACAGACAUACACCAACAACAGAAGAGUUAAGUCAGGAGCUCUGAUCAGAUCCACUGAGGGAUCAGAAUCAGAAACACUCAGUUUGUCUGGGGACCAAGAUUGCAGCAUUUGUCAAAUCACCAGGAUGUGGUUUCACACUGCACUGUGCCAAACUAACCAAACUCUUUCAAAAACCUAUUUACCCCUUCGCUUCUGUUGGCUCUACUCCAGGAACCACUGAGGGAAACAACACAAAAACGUCAUGAGUGCAACUUCCUUCUUGAUGGAAACAAAAAUGGAGUGGUGUCAAAUUUUUGCGGUUCUAGAGAUACUCUUAUUUUUGGCAAAGAACUAAGAGUCAUUUUUCUACUAGCGAUAGACUUUUGACUCUUGAACGGCAGGCUGUUUUAGCCUUUUCAUCUUGUUUAUGAGCUUACAUAUAUUUUGUCAGUGCAUAGUGUUUGUUUAUAUUUGUAAACAUUAACGUUCCACAUCGGUUCUGUUUGCUGAGGGGUUUCGAAGAAGAAAAACUCUACAUUCAUGGAGUCUAAAUCUUAUAAGAACUAUGUAAAUACCUACCAAAUUAGACAGUUUGUAGUUUAUAUCAUAAGAGUAGAAAGACCAUGUACAGCACUGUUUCACAUGCUAAAGUUAUUGUAAAAACAUUAAACAUAGCAGAUGUUUCUGUGUAUUUCCUGUAAUGUUGUGCCAUAGAAAAAAAGUAUAUCAGUUUGUUUACAGAAUAAAAAGUCUCAUUAAAUUGUGUUUUUGUCUAA
Molecule: messenger RNA, 5213 nt
Organism: Poeciliopsis prolifica (blackstripe livebearer)
Lineage: Eukaryota; Metazoa; Chordata; Actinopteri; Cyprinodontiformes; Poeciliidae
Product: GDNF family receptor alpha-4-like
Exons: 8
Coding region: 392-1762 (456 amino acids)
Biological process (GO): nervous system development
Cellular component (GO): external side of plasma membrane; signaling receptor complex
Molecular function (GO): signaling receptor activity
Source: RefSeq, a predicted model, not a curated record